This is a messenger RNA of Oryza sativa Japonica Group (Japanese rice), 2039 nucleotides long. Its product is annotated as suppressor of mec-8 and unc-52 protein homolog 1. Gene Ontology annotation, biological process: mRNA splicing, via spliceosome. The record is from RefSeq and is a predicted model, not a curated record. Gene Ontology annotation, molecular function: protein binding. Gene Ontology annotation, cellular component: precatalytic spliceosome. Lineage: Eukaryota; Viridiplantae; Streptophyta; Magnoliopsida; Poales; Poaceae.
ACUUCCCGUCGCGCUAGCCACAAUCCGGCAAUCUCCCCCACUCCCCCACCUCCUCCCGUCCUCCGGCCGCCGCUCCCCACCCGCCGCCGCCGCCGCCGCCCGCAGAAGCCGCAGAUGGCGUCGUCGGCGUCCACCCUCGAGAUCGAGGCCCGCGACGUGGUGAAGAUAGUGCUGCAGUUCUGCAAGGAGAACUCGCUGCAGCAGACGUUCCAGACGCUGCAGAACGAGUGCCAGGUCUCGCUCAACACCGUCGACAGCAUCGACACCUUCAUCGCCGACAUCAAUGCCGGGCGCUGGGACGCUGUGCUGCCCCAGGUUGCGCAGCUCAAGCUGCCGCGCAAGAAGCUCGAGGACCUGUACGAGCAGAUUGUGCUCGAGAUGGCUGAGCUCCGUGAGCUGGACACGGCGCGCGCCAUCCUCCGCCAGACCCAGGUCAUGGGCGUCAUGAAGCAGGAGCAGCCCGAGCGGUACCUCAGGCUUGAGCAUCUCCUUGUCCGGACAUACUUUGACCCCAAUGAGGCCUACCAAGAAUCCACCAAGGAGAAACGACGUGCACAGAUUUCCCAAGCUAUUGCUUCUGAAGUUUCAGUAGUUCCACCUUCUCGGUUAAUGGCACUGAUUGGUCAGGCUUUGAAAUGGCAACAGCACCAAGGAUUGUUACCACCUGGCACACAGUUUGAUUUAUUUAGAGGAACUGCUGCAAUGAAGCAAGAUGAAGAGGAAACAUAUCCUACUACUUUAUCACAUCAAACAAAGUUCGGGAAGAAAACUCACCCUGAAUGUGCUCGAUUUUCACCUGAUGGCCAGUACCUUGUAUCAUGCUCAGUGGAUGGAAUCAUUGAGGUUUGGGAUUAUAUCAGCGGGAAGCUUAAAAAGGAUCUUCAAUAUCAAGCUGACGAAAGCUUCAUGAUGCACGAUGAUGCGGUGCUUUCUGUUGAUUUCAGUAGAGAUUCUGAGAUGCUGGCAUCUGGAUCACAGGAUGGAAAGAUUAAGGUUUGGCGUAUACGAACUGGCCAGUGUUUGCGUCGCCUCGAGCGUGCACAUGCAAAAGGUGUUACAAGUGUUACAUUCUCACGUGAUGGAACUCAGAUAUUGAGUUCAUCCUUUGACACUACUGCAAGAGUACAUGGCCUCAAGUCCGGAAAGAUGCUGAAGGAAUUCCGAGGCCAUAACUCAUAUGUGAAUUGUGCCAUCUUUUCUACAGAUGGUAGCCGUGUUAUUACAGCUUCCAGUGAUUGUACUGUUAAGGUGUGGGAUACGAAAACAACAGAUUGUUUGCAAACAUUCAAGCCACCACCUCCUUUGAGGGGAGGAGAUGCAACUGUUAACUCUGUCCAUUUAUCUCCAAAGAAUAGUGAUCACAUUAUUGUGUGCAAUAAGACAUCUUCAAUAUACAUAAUGACUCUACAAGGACAGGUUGUAAAAAGUUUUUCAUCUGGUAAACGGGAAGGGGGAGAUUUCCUUGCAGCUUCCGUUUCACCAAAAGGAGAAUGGAUAUAUUGUGUUGGUGAAGACAUGAACAUGUAUUGCUUUAGCUACCAGUCCGGUAAACUGGAGCAUCUAAUGAAGGUCCACGACAAGGAUGUGAUAGGCAUCACUCACCACCCUCAUAGGAACUUGAUUGCUACUUAUGCUGAAGAUUGCACGAUGAAAACAUGGAAGCCUUGAUUAUUUGUAACUUGCCUUUGUUCUUAUCUUGUAAUUGUAGGAAGCAUGAUUAUCCAUCUCUGUUCUAAGUGCUAGAUAAAUAGGAUCUAUUUUGAUUUUUGUAAUUUAGAGAACUGGGAGGUGACCUUACUAGCUAACAUUAUCUUCCCUGGUGCUUCUGGAGCCCAGUGUAUUCCCAUUGUAUCUUAUAUUAUAUAGCAUUAGUAGGUAUCAUUGUAUGGAGGAAACAAAAUUAGGUGAGGUGAGCAUGAUUCCUUUUGUCGCGGACUCUUGCUUUUAUUGGAGCGCUGAAAAUCUGAAAUACUGAAUGCAAUUACAGACACAGGCAUAAACCAUUACGGCAGCUAAAAAUACUGUGAAAUGUUUGAAUU